Engraulis encrasicolus (European anchovy) is the source of this 1374-nucleotide messenger RNA. RefSeq lists its product as uncharacterized. Bases 61 to 963 code for a protein of 300 amino acids. Lineage: Eukaryota; Metazoa; Chordata; Actinopteri; Clupeiformes; Engraulidae. The record is from RefSeq and is a predicted model, not a curated record. The transcript is spliced from 2 exons.
UGAAGGCAAGUCACUUGUGAUAAACCUCUGCAAUCUCAAAGCAAUUUCAAGACAUUUUCUAUGGCAUUCUGUCCAAGAACUUCCCACCAGAGAGAGCCAUGGAUUGGGACUGACCACCAGACUCGUUCUGAGCGAGUCCUGUCCAACUCUGCAAGAGAAGUGGACACAUCUCGCUGGAGGCCCCAGUCUGAGCAUCCAUACCAAUAUGUGCGGUCCACACGGUUCUCUUCCAGUAAGUAUUGGAAGGAGUACCAAAAGGGCCCAGCUGUGUCUCAGGAGCAGUACAGUGGUGUGACCAACGUGCCAACCUCAGCUCCUCAGACCCUGAGGUUGGUGGGCAACUUGUGGCCAACUCCUAUGCCAUCUCCUCAUAGUGUGGAUUGCAUCAAGGUCAUUACCACCCCGUCAUCUGAUGACAGAGCUGCUUGGCUGAAGGAGCUUGGACCCCUCAAGUUUGUGGCGAAUGUCAGUCUGCAUGCUGAGGUUCUUCAUGGUCAGCAGAACAACAUGGCAGUCAAGGCAGCCCAGAUGCCUUGCGGCAAAACCCAAGGAGGAGUAAUGGCUCCAGGGAUCAACCCGAUUUCCUCAACAUCUGCAGCUCCUGUGAGCUUCUCCACUGGGGCCAUUGGUGGAGCUCCAACUCACUCCCAUCAGGCCUCUGGCUCUCAAUACAGCAGAGAGGACCACCUGAAGAUGAUCGAGCUCCACGGCGAAAUGCUCGCUAAGUACAGACAGCUGAGGUUCAAGGCUGAGAUGGUGAGGCAGUCAGCCCACUCUGCAGAGCUCCAGAGGAAGGCAGAGAGCAAGCAAGGCGGGAGCUGGGAUGAGGAGAUGGAGACUCUGGAUGAUUUCACAGGACGCCUGGUUCUUCCUGAUGACGCCAUUGAGAAACUGGAGGCCAUUCCUGGCAUCUUGGACUUGGCCAAUGAGAUGGGCUUCCCUGAGAGUCAUCUAGAGAAAUGACUUUAUUCAUACAUAUCGAAUACAGUUUACCUAGUGCUAAAAUUAACAUUUAUUAAUACUAAAAAUAUCAUCAUUAUUAUUAUCAUUAAAAUAAAUAUUUCUGUAUGUAAAAAAACCCUCUUUUCCGUUUCUCUUUCAAUAGUGGGAAUGUGAAAUGUAUACAAGGCUUUUUUUUCUUCUUCUUCUUUUUUUUUUUUUUUCAAACCUCCGUCAAGGAGGUUGUGUUUUCGGUCUCAUUGGUUUUUCUAUUGGCUUAUCUGUUUGUCCAUCUGUCUGUCAGCAGAAUAACUCAAAAAGUUGUUGGAAAUGACAAAAGGAACAAGUGAUUUAAUUUUGGUGGUGAUCCAGAUCACAAUGCGGAUCCAGGAUUUUUUUUUUUAAAGGCUCUACACCAUUGUGGGAUAGGGCGAA